Molecule: messenger RNA, 591 nt
Organism: Penicillium antarcticum
Lineage: Eukaryota; Fungi; Ascomycota; Eurotiomycetes; Eurotiales; Aspergillaceae
Exons: 1
Coding region: 1-591 (196 amino acids)
Cellular component (GO): membrane
Source: RefSeq, a predicted model, not a curated record
AUGAUCUCUGUCAAUUUGGUGCAGACCGAGUUUUACCAAGCACUCGGCGCUGGAAAGUUUUGCUGGUUUCCAAUUACAUGGCAACGGAUAGGCUAUUCCACCAUGAAUGCGAUCUUGAUUGUCCUGCAGGCCAUUGGAGGUAUAAUGGUUGUGGCAUCCAAUUCCCGCAUUACCAUUGCCUUAGCAACCAAGAUGACCAUUUCCAUCUACGUUGCGCAGACCCUUUUCUGGGCAUUUACUUUCGCAGAGAACAUCUACAUGUCUAUUCGAUUGCGUCGUGACCCGACUUAUCCUAGCCAAACUCUAUAUUCUCGUUGGAGAUCCUGGAAUCAGCUUUUCGGCCUCUCUAUUUCUAUCAUUGGUCUCGGCCGCAAUGUGAUGCGUUUGACAAUGGCUGGUGGAAUCCCAUUUCUGGUCGAAAAUGAAUGGCCGACCUAUGCUUUUGACGGCUACCAGAUGGUCGUGGUCCUGGGCGCCUGGGCAAUCUGGUAUCUGCCAGAGAAUUGUCGGGGAAUUAUAAGCAAACCAGACUGGGUGCAUCUCAGGACCUUGGAAAGAGUGGAAACACCCGAGGAUCGUGAAGAAUGUUAA